Clunio marinus is the source of this 936-nucleotide messenger RNA. The record is from the annotation of a GenBank genome assembly. Lineage: Eukaryota; Metazoa; Arthropoda; Insecta; Diptera; Chironomidae.
UUUAAGGGUUCACUUGAGUCACAAAUAUAUCUUAUCGGCAUGACAUUCCAAAAAGUGUCCACCUUAAUCAACAAAAACUACUUAAAAAGUGAGAAGUAACAUAGUUCAACUAUUAUCUCUUUAAGUUCACAUUUAUUAUGCUGUCUCAUCCUACUUGAUGAGUUCAAAGUUAAAAUCAUGGAGAAGUGGAUUGGAAAAGUCGCUAUUGUUACCGGUGCUUCUGCUGGAAUUGGUGAAGGCAUUGUAAAAAGUUUAGCCAAAAGUGGGAUUCAUGUUGUUGGAUUAGCAAGAAGAAGUGAAAAGGUAGACGAAUAUGUUCAGCAACUUGGAAAAACUCCUGGGACGAUUUAUUCUCACAAAUGUGAUGUGUCCGACUUGCAAUCAGUGAAGGAAGCCUUCAAAUGGAUCGAAGAAAAGUUUGGCUUUAUUCAUAUUUUGAUUAAUAAUGCUGGCGUUGCUUAUAAAAUGCAAAUUCUUGAUGAAGCCGAUGUAACUGAAAAGAUUGAUUCCAUUCUCAAGACAAAUGUAUCUGGAUUAGUUUAUUGUACAAGGGAAGCAGUGAGAUUGAUGAAGAAAGCUGAUGAUUAUGGAAUGAUAGUGAACGUUGGAUCCAUUGUUGGUCACAAUAUUCCAUUCCGUCCAAAUUCCUUAAACAUGUACGCUCCAUCAAAAUAUGCAGUGACUGCUGUUUCUGAAGUUUUACGUCAGGAAUUAAUUAAUCAAAACAACCAAAAAAUACGAGUGACAAAUCUAAGUCCAGGCCAUGUUCGUACAGACAUGGCCACCCCAUCCAAUGUCGAUCCCGAUGAAUAUUAUGCUACUAAAUCAGUACUAAUGCCGGAAGAUGUUGCUUUAACAAUUAAUUUUCUUCUUGAAACUCCAGUUCAUGUAAAUAUUUCUCAACUGACUAUAAAACCAGUCGGUGAGCAAUUCUGA